AUGAAAGAAAAGAAGCCGGCAAAAAGGAAAGCAGCAGACAGUGAAGAAGAAGAAAAAAAGCCUAUUAAAUUGCCUAAAACCACUAAGCAAACAACUCUAAUUGCAGAAGAAGCCAAGCUCCAAACAAGUAGCACAGGGCAAUUUUCGCGCCCUGAAAUUCGUAUAGUCUCUUGGAAUAUCAAUGGAAUCCGCGCGUGCAUAAAAAGGCCUAACCUCAAUGAGCUUGCAAGCCGCGAAAAUAUUGACGUCCUUUGCUUCAAUGAAACUAAACUUCAAGAUGCCAACAUUCCAGAAUUCCGUCGAACAUUUUCAACUUUCCCUUAUCAAUACUGGUCCUGCAGCAGAGCUAAAAAAGGUUAUUCAGGGACAGCAAUUUUAAGUAAAACAGAGCCAAUUAGUAUUGAAUAUGGAAUUGGUAGCCGUAAGCAUGAUGAUGAAGGCAGGGUUAUAACAGUUGAAUUCGACACCUUUUUUGUAGUUUCCACUUAUAUUCCAAAUGCUGGCCAAAAAUUAGAAAGACUUAAAUAUAGAACUGAGGAAUGGGACGUUGAUUUCAGAAAUUAUAUAAAAGGACUGGAAAAUAGAGGAAAAAGCGUAGUUUGGCUUGGGGACUUAAAUGUGGUACAUCAAGAUAUUGAUAUUUAUGAUAUGAAAGGGAAAGAUAAAUGUGCAGGAUGCACAAAGCAAGAAAGAGAGCAGUUUACAGUUACUCUAGGACAAGGAUUUGUAGACUCCUUUAGAAAUCUGCACCCUCAAGAAAGAAAAUACUCAUGGUAUAGCGCGAAAAAUGUGAGAGCAAAAAGUGAAAAUAUGGGAUGGAGGCUGGAUUAUAUUGUGGUCAGUCAAAGAUUAAUGCCAAGGGUAAGGGACAGCUUGAUUCAUGAUGAUAUUCCUGGAAGUGACCAUCAUCCUGUUGAGCUGGUUUUAACUAAUAAUUAA
Messenger RNA from Blepharisma stoltei, 939 nucleotides. The record is from the annotation of a GenBank genome assembly. NCBI's taxonomy places the organism in Eukaryota, Ciliophora, Heterotrichea, Heterotrichida, Blepharismidae.